Messenger RNA from Microthlaspi erraticum, 1053 nucleotides. The record is from the annotation of a GenBank genome assembly. NCBI's taxonomy places the organism in Eukaryota, Viridiplantae, Streptophyta, Magnoliopsida, Brassicales, Brassicaceae.
AUGUCGGCUCCUCCUCGAUUCCGGUCUGCGAAUUCCGGUGAGAGAGAAUUCCGAUCGAUUCUCGGUCCGACCGGGAACAAGCUGCAGAGAAAACCGCCGGGGAUGAAGCUGGAGAAGCCGGCGAUGGAGAAGAAGAGCGUCGAGUCAAAGGAUGAGAAAACGAAGAAAGUGGAUACUCCGGAUUCACCGACGACGACUCUGAAGCAAUGCUCGUCUCUUUGCUCCUCGAUUCUGAGACGGAACAGUGCGUCGAUGACUGCUUCGUAUUCCUCCGAUGCGUCGUCGUCUUGCGAGUCGUCGCCUUUGAGCGUUGCGUCGUCUUUGAGCUGUAAGAAGGCUGUGAGGCGAAGUGGGUCUGUCUCCUCCUCCGCGAGAAGGAAACAGAGUGAUGAGAAAGAAGAGAAGGUCGCUGCUGCUGGUGCCAGCUCCGGUGAUUGCUUCGCCGAUGGUCGUAAAAGAUGUGUCUGGAUCACGCCUACAUCUGAUCCGUCUUAUGUUGCUUUCCACGACGAAGAAUGGGGAGUUCCUGAACAUGACGACAAGAGACUUUUCGAGUUGUUAUGCCUCUCUGGUGCUCUAGCGGAACUCUCCUGGACCGACAUUCUCUCCAGAAGACAAUUACUCAGGGAAAUUUUCAUGGACUUUGAUCCAGUUGCUGUUUCUGAGCUUAACGAGAAAAAGCUGAUGGCGUCCAUUUCCUUACUAUCAGAGGUCAAAAUACGAUCCAUCCUCGAUAACUCACGCCAUGUUCGCAAGAUAAUAGCUGAGUUCGGAUCGUUCAAGAAGUACAUGUGGAACUUUGUAAACAACAAGCCUACACAGAACCAGUUCAGGUAUCAACGACAAGUCCCUGUGAAGACGUCAAAAGCAGAGUAUAUAAGCAAAGAUCUUGUACGCAGAGGAUUUCGAAGCGUUAGUCCAACGGUUAUCUACUCGUUCAUGCAAGCAGCUGGUCUCACAAACGAUCAUCUCAUAGGCUGUUUCAGAUACCAAGACUGUUGUGUAGAUGCAGACACAACAACGAAGGCAAAGAAGAAGAAUGAGCGAGAGUGA